This is a messenger RNA of Drosophila hydei, 1892 nucleotides long. It is a transcript of the gene SmydA-9, whose product is annotated as SET domain-containing protein SmydA-8. The record is from RefSeq and is a predicted model, not a curated record. The transcript has 2 exons. The coding region runs from base 295 to 1773 and encodes 492 amino acids. Gene Ontology annotation, molecular function: protein binding. NCBI's taxonomy places the organism in Eukaryota, Metazoa, Arthropoda, Insecta, Diptera, Drosophilidae.
CGGCGACAGUUUGCGAACGGCAGCCGUGAAACUCGUGGCAAGUGGCAACAAAUCGAAGAAUAUAAUCGAGUGUUGAAACUAAAUACAAAAUAAAAAUUAUUUUUGAAAAAAUUGAAAUUUAAAGAGAAAUUGAAAAUUCAGUUUGAAAUUCCGAUUCCGAUUCAGAUUCAGAUCGAGAAGCAAGCAAAGCAUUUGGACUUUUGGCAACUUUUUUCAUUUUUGUUUGGUGGCAUUCGUGAGAUUUUGUGGUUGAACGCAGUUGCAGCUGGUAUUGGAAGUGUUUGACUAGUGAGAAUGAUCUGCCCGAAACGCACCUCGGAGCUGCUGGAUCUGCAUCUGGCGCCGUUCAAGGACAAGGAUCCAGCCUGGGAGGUGGGCGUCUCAAAGAUAGCCGGCCGCGGCGUAAUGGCCACGCGUCAGCUGAAGCGCGGCGAGAUCAUCUUCCAGGAUAGCCCACUGCUGAUCGGCCUGGCUGCCCACGAGGAGGAUACGCUGAAUGCGUGCAGCGUCUGCUUCAAGAUGCUGCCCGAUACGCGCUUCAUGUGCCGCCAGGGCUGCGGCCUGCCCGUCUGCAGUCUGUGCGCCAAAAAGAAGCAGCACAAGACCGAUUGCGAUAUGUUCAAAUCGUGGGGCUCCAACGAGCCGGAUGUGGCCAAUUCAGUGAUCAUACGGCUGCUGUGCGUGGCGCGUGCCAUCAACUUGAGCAAAGAUCAGCGCGAUCUGAUCUAUUGCCUGCAGGCGAAUCUGGAUAACAAUCAUCGCACCGAGGUGCGCAAUGCGGCCAAGUGCUUUAAGAACUUCCCCACCGACAAGAAGAUCGUGGAGAUCAUGAAUCGCACCGUGGCGGUGCUGAGAACGAAUGGCUUCGACAAGACAACAGAUCGCACCACCGACAAUCAGGAGUUCAACUAUCGCGCGCUCUAUCCGCUGUUCGCCGUCAUGAAUCACGAUUGCAUUCCCAACUCGUAUUACACCUUUGAGGAGAAGACCAACAACAUGAUCGUGCGUGCCGCCGUCGACAUUGCCGAGGGCGAGGAGAUCACCACCACCUAUACGAAGCUCUUUACGGGCAACAUAGCGCGACAUCUGUUCCUCAAGAUGAAGAAGGGCUUCACGUGCAAGUGUCCACGCUGCUUGGACUCUACGGAGAAGGGCUCCUUCAUAUCGGGCCUGUACUGCCGGGACACCAACUGCAGCGGGCUGGUGGUGCCGGAGAUAACCGGGCUGCCGCAUCCCAAUUGGAACUGUUUGGUGUGCAAGCAGAAGUCGACGCACGCCCAGAUGAUGAAGUCGCAGGACUUCGCCAGCGGCGCCAUCAACGCCAAGGUCAAUUCGAAUUCGCUGCGCACCCUGGUGCACUAUCUGAACGAGAAGAGCGACAGCUUCAUACCGAGCAGCAACUAUGUGGUGAUCGAUGCCAAGAUGUCGGUGCUGGCGCGCCUCGCCCAGGGCCGCGAGGACUGCAACGAGGAGCUGGUGUCCAGCACGCGCCUGCGCUACAGUCGCGACAUCACACAGAUCAUGGACCAGCUCGGGCUGGGCGACUCGCUGCUGCGCGCCCAGCUGGAGCAGCAGCUGCACAAGGAGGAGGAGCGACGCGCCAAGAAGCAGCAGGAGCUGGCCAAGAAGCAACAGGAGCUGGCCGACCUGGAGCAGAAGGCAGCCGAGGCCGAUAAGCUGCUCGCCGCGCUAGCCGUUGCCGAGGAUCCAGCCGCUGCAGCAGGAGACGGUGCGGCGGCAGCGGCAGCGGCAGCUGCUGCUGAGCAGGCCUAGAGCCCAUGCCGAUCGCAGCUCUUGUUCGUUUAUUCUCUAUUCUAUAUAUAUAUGUUUUUUUUUCUUAUCGUAUCGUAUCGUAUCGUAUCGUCUCAUACCGAACAUAAAUGUAUUUGUAU